Molecule: messenger RNA, 2538 nt
Organism: Aspergillus ochraceoroseus IBT 24754
Lineage: Eukaryota; Fungi; Ascomycota; Eurotiomycetes; Eurotiales; Aspergillaceae
Product: phosphatidate phosphatase App1 family protein
Exons: 1
Coding region: 1-2538 (845 amino acids)
Cellular component (GO): actin cortical patch
Molecular function (GO): phosphatidate phosphatase activity
Source: RefSeq, a predicted model, not a curated record
AUGUCGGAAUACGACUCUCCGACUUCUUCUUCAACAUGGGGUUCUGGGAGUGGCGUGGGACGGGAGCGGGGGGCUCGCCGCAAGAAGGUUUUCGAGUAUUUGAAAGCGGCUAAUGAGUUGCGUCAAUCGUAUACGGCGCAGUGGUCCGCUCAACGGAGUGGUAUGCGCGAUUACAGCGAGGACUAUUUCAACACGCCUGGCGCGUUUCCUGAUGUCGAAAUCGCGCGAGCUGGGGACGAGGAGAUGGUGAUAUUUCCUAGUUAUGCAAGACGCUUGGUUAAGCACAAGGCGACAGAUGCAUCUUUCAGACAGCGAAGAGGGUCGAAUUCUACGAUUGACGAGUAUCGUGGGAUUUCCGAUGAACGGGAACCGGGGUUGGCAGAGUGGGAGGAGUUUGAGGAUGAGAAUGCUGUUGUUGCCGUCGACGUUCGUGGCUGGGUCUAUGCACCCAACCGUGGGCCGAUGACUCGAAAGCACCGUCUAGCCAUUGCUCUUGCUCGAAAAUUGAGCGGUAUACCGGCUCCGACUAACCCUCCACCUGAUGCUGAGGGGUCUAAUCAAGAUGGAGAUCGCCUUCCUAAGUUGACAGAGAAAAGGGAACAGGACCUUGUUGAUACGGAAGCUCAAUCCAUCAUCAAAAAUGUUGAAAAGGGAAAUGAACUGGGUUGGAAAGGUGCUCAGCCAGACGAGCUGGAUGAGGAUCCUGCUGCCCCCGGGCGUCCGCAGCGAACACCCACGAUGUCGUCGUCUGUUGAGUCUGUACAACUGACAAAAGACGAGAUCUCUGUCGCAAACGCCCAUCUUAUGGAGCGAAUGCGUCCUUUCCUAACAACCCCAAUGACUGGUAUGGGGGUUACUGUCUUCUUCUUUAACGACAAUAAGAGCCAGUCAAGGAAUAUCUUAACCAAUGAGUCGGGGCAUUUUUCUCUAAGGGCGUCGCUGCCUUUCGUUCCGACUCACGUUCGCAUACUGGCAUCGGAAGAGCUUUCAGCGGUGAAAGACAUCCAAGUAAUUGAACCAACAGGCGUCAGCCUCAUAAGUGACAUUGAUGAUACAGUAAAACAUUCUGCCAUCACCAGUGGGGCCAAGGAGAUUUUUCGAAAUGUCUUUAUCCGCGAGCUGGGGGAGCUCAAAAUUGAUGGCGUUGCCGACUGGUAUCAUAGUCUUGUCGACUUGGGCGUCCAGGUCCACUAUGUAUCUAAUGCGCCAUGGCAGCUCUACCCUCUAUUGGAGCGCUACUUCAAGCUAGUUGAACUUCCUCCUGGCUCAUUCCACCUGAAGCAAUACAGCGGGAUGCUCCAGGGGAUUUUUGAGCCCACGGUAGAAAAGAAGAAGGGCACUCUGGAGCAAAUCUUCAGGGACUUUCCGGAGCGCAAGUUUAUCUUAGUUGGGGAUAGUGGCGAAGCUGACCUUGAGGCAUACACGGAUAUUGUGAUGGCAAACCCGGGCAGAGUUUUAGGGGUGUUUAUUCGUGAUAUCACUACGCCAGAGAGAAAGAAAUUCUUUGAAACGUCCAUGGACCACCUCGAAAAUACUUCAACUCGAAGCCGCAGCACCCCUGAACUUAUGGAUCAUUCUGAUACCAUGGCAAAUCGGCCUACGCUACCACCCCGUCCACCGCGCGUACCGUCAGAGCCAGGCCCAGAGACCAAAUCUCUGGAAAGCAUGGACCUGAUCGAUCUUUCGGAUGAAGCACCUCAGGAACCCCCCGCCCCUACUUCCGAGAAACUGGCUAUUACACGCACACCGCCAACCAUACCUUCGAAACCUUCUUCAUUACGCUCAGUUACCAACACCAAUGAUAUAGUAGACAAAACCUCCCCAGCUUCAACAACAAUGGAUGCCAUUAAGCGCAAGCCGGCGCCUCCUAUACCGAGGCGACUUCCGUCUGAGUCCAAUUGCUCGUCGCAGCCAAGGGAAUCCGCAGCACGGUAUUCCCCAUCAGGCGCCUUAACGGGAGCGGCUUCCGGAAGUGAUGAGAGAACAGGUGUAAAGAUCCUUGCAAGCCAAUUGCCUAGUCGUACUCGACCUGCAGAAUCUCUAGAAGCCAGCGAUUGUGGCACCCGAGUCUCUAAACAGCCACCACCCCCUCCCCCGCCUCGUCGAUCUAACACCGGGUCGUUAGUCAUGAGCUCCAACUCCUCAGGAUCGAACAUAAGGCCUUUAACUCCUCAACGGCAACAAUCCCUGUCUUUUGAGCCCACCACUACGUCACCAUCUUCAUUAUCGACGCGCCAAGAUUGGCCUCCUCCGCCGAGGAGCGCUCUCCGAUCAACUGCGUCAAAUCCCGAUGUUUACUCGCCAUCUCGCAGAGGGUCCAUGAAUUCGUCAGCGAAUCCUCCAGCCCCCUUACCAAACAAACGGGAGGAGUUGUGGCGAAGGCGCUGGGAGAGAGCCACUGCGAUUUUGGGAGAUCGCGGAGUGGUCUUGAGCAGUUGGCGCGUAGGAAAGGAUGCGCAAGAUGUUAGUCUAUGGUUGGUUAAGGAUGCGUUGAAGGAUAUGAAAGGAGACCAGCCAGCCAGUCCAACCUGCAGAUGA